AUGUUCGACCCCUCACUCAGCAGCGGGCGCAACAACCGCGUCAACCUAUCGACAGGCGGCGCAUCCUCCUCCUCAUCGCUGCUCGAGAACGUCCGGGCAGAACGGCUGCUGCGGGAAGAGCGAAUCAAGCAGGAGAGGGCGGCAGUGCUCAUUCAGCGAAGAUGGCGAGGACGGAGAGAAGGCGACAAGGUCAGGCGGGAGCUGCUGAGUCAGCUGGAUGAGCUGGUGACGAGUGAUGUGAUUAGCUCGGCAGAGGUGGAGAGAAGAGCGAGAGCGUUGGUCAUCAUGAGUAGAUGGAAAGGGUCUGUGGAGGUGACCGGGAGGGUGGAUAGGUUGUUGAUGGGUCUAGUCAGGUCUGGCCGGGAGGUAGAUACAGAUCAUGGCGGACUGCGGAUCCUGACCCCUUUGAGACGCAACGCUGACUACACCUCUGUCAUAGCUAUGAUACUGCGGCGAUUGCUCGCCCUUAUUGACCAAGAUCCCACAUCUGCAGCAUCAGCAGAAGCGCUCGCCUUCCUCGAGUCGACCUCGGAUCGCAAGUCGUACGAGAAGAUUGGGUGCUCGCCCGCAGUGAUUUCCGAGCUGGUGCAGGCGAUGGGCAGAAUAGGAUGGGUAGAUGGCCUGGUCAGGAUACUGGCAAAGCUCGUAAUAGCCAGCCAACCAAAGAAGAAGCAUCCGACACUUCAACCGGUCGUGCGACUGCUUACCGCUCCGAUCACACUCGCCCCUGCCUCUCCCGAACCGCUGGUCCUAGAACCUCUGAUCAACCGCCUCCUCGCCUUCCCCGCUUUACCCUCCUCCAUCCCUCUCGCGUCCCUUACUCACCUGUCUCAGACACUGCCCAUCUUCACCUUGUUGCUCCCAUACGCAGCAAGUCAUCCGUCGAUACUGGACCAGGCCGAUCUCGGUACCGAGCGAGGGAAGACAUACCUCAUCGCCAAUCUUGUCACAUUCGGUAUCACCGGUGGCCUCUUAGCGCGACACGGCAGCGGCGCAGCAGCAGCGUGGGUGAAGGUCAUGCGGCACCUGCUCGGCGGGGUCGGGGCUGGAUGGGGAUUGUGGGCGGAAGGGGACGACUCGGACGAUGAGGAUGUGGAUAUGGAGCCAGCAGGUCCAUCACUAUCAGCGGCCAUAGUCGGUACUGUGCAACCCUUACCGGCUCCCAAGCGACCCCGACAAACCCGCCCACUCCUCCCUACCAACAUCUCCAGCAAACUGCUCCUUCUCGCCUCUCCAGCACACAUGUCGGCUCUAACGACGGUCCUUACCUCUCCGGCUGCCAAGGCUCCCACAUCGCUCCUUUUGGACUUUUGCGGCUUCGCGUUGAAUCUGCUGUAUGCGUUUAGGGGUACACCGAAAUGGGAGGGGACGCUGGAUGCGCUGCUGGUGGGACAAGCGGGACGGCAGCUCAUGAAGCGAAUCUGGCGCGAAGGCGUACGGGGAAGGUGGAGUGGGAGCCAACACAAGUCCAGCUGGGAAUUGUUCGGACAAAACCCGCAAGCAUCGACACUCCUCCUCGCUACCCAGAUGUACAGCCACUACCUCCUCCUUACACCCGACGACGAGUUCUUUGCGCCAAACAUCAACCCGUUCUCGCUGGAUGAGGUCACCGAGAUCUCGGCGGUAUGGCGUGAUCUGGCGUAUUGGGCGUACAUGAGCGGAGUGGAUGACUCGGCCGGAGAAGGAAGGCGGAUGGGGAAUGAUGAUGAGAGAGGGCUGAUCACUCGGGCGAUUGUCAGAGUGGCGGAAAGAAAUUCUCGCCGGCAAUUCUUACCUGACAAUCACUGGGUUAUGAUUUCCCGGAGCGAAAACGAGGCCUUCAUCGAAGCGGCCGUCCUGGAGGAUGCGGAUCUCAUGGGGGAUGCCGACGCAGAAAUCCCCGAGAACGAGCUCCCUCGGCAUGCUCGCGCCAAACAACGGCUCAGUAAGCGGCAGAUGGCGUAUCUCAGUCCGAGGCUGGGUUUGUUGAACAAUCUGCCGAUGACGGUGCCGUUUGUGACUCGCCUGGAGAUCUUUCGUCAAUUUGUCGAAGCGGACAAGCGGAGGUUACGGCUCGAUAUGCGAACGCAAAAUCAGAACUCGAGGUAUUAUAAUGGGGCUACGAUCCAUCGAGACAAGUUAUCGGAGGAUGGGUUCAGACAGCUCAAUAACCUGUGCUCGUUCUUGAAGGGCAGGAUACAUAUUACCUUUAUUGACCAAUUCGGUGAGGAAGAAUGGGGCGUGGAUGGUGGAGGACUAUUCAAGGAGUUCUUGACUGGUCUGAGCAAGGAGGUCUUCGACACUGAGCGCGGGCUGUGGCUUGUGAACGACCAAAAUCAGCUGUAUCCCAAUCCACACGAAUAUGCCACAGAGGCACACCAACUCAGCUGGUACAGCUUCAUCGGCCGUAUCCUUGGCAAGGCGCUAUAUGACGGUAUUCUCGUCGACGUCUCGUUUGCUGGGUUCUUCCUUGCCAAAUGGCUCGGGCGGCAGUCGUAUCUGGACGAUCUGAACUCGCUGGAUGCGGAGCUCUACAAAGGCUUGACUAUGUUGAAGAAUUACACUCAGCCCGAGGAUCUCGCUCUCAACUUUACCAUCUCGAAGGAUGAGUUUGGGGUCAACAAGACUGUUGACUUGAUCCCCGGCGGAUCAGAUAUCGCUGUCACCGCCGAAAACAGGGCCGAAUAUAUCCAGCUUAUCUGCAAAUACAAGCUCGACCGCCAAAUCGCCGCCCAGUCCCGAGCCUUCUUUGACGGCCUCUCGGACCUCAUCGACCCAAAGUGGCUCCGGAUGUUUGAUCCCAAAGAGCUUCAAGAGCUUAUCGGAGGCGAGGAGAAGCCAAUCGACGUGGAUGAUUUACGGGCACAUACGACGGAAUCGGGAUUUAUCAAUGGGGAUACGACGAGAUUGUUUUGGAAGGUCGUCAAGGAGUUUGACCAGGAUCAACGGCGGGCAUUAGUGCAAUUUGUCACGAGCUGUGGGAGGCCCCCACUGCUUGGGUUCGCACAUUUGAACCCUAAAUUCGGAUUGCGAUUCGCAGGCCCGGAUCAAACUCGCUUACCGUCCGCUUCGUCCUGCUUCAACCUGCUCAAGCUACCAGGGUAUACAGAUGCGAGGACGUUGAAGGCGAAAUUGUUACAGGCAAUCAAUUCAGGGGCGGGCUUUGAUCUGUCAUGA
This is a messenger RNA of Dioszegia hungarica, 3156 nucleotides long. RefSeq lists its product as uncharacterized. Gene Ontology annotation, biological process: ubiquitin-dependent protein catabolic process; protein polyubiquitination. NCBI's taxonomy places the organism in Eukaryota, Fungi, Basidiomycota, Tremellomycetes, Tremellales, Bulleribasidiaceae. The transcript has 16 exons. Bases 1 to 3156 code for a protein of 1051 amino acids. Gene Ontology annotation, molecular function: protein binding; ubiquitin protein ligase activity. The record is from RefSeq and is a predicted model, not a curated record.